AUGCGAAGGCCUGCAUCAGGCGCCUCGACGCCUUCUACCAAGGCACCUGGAGACCUUUUCGGCGCUGACAACGCCGGAAACAACACGGGAAUCCACGCUUCUUCCAUAGCCAUUUUUGCGUCCUCCUUCUGGAGCCAAGAGUCGAGCGACGCAGCGGGCACUGGCCUUAUCAGCGCCGGGGCAGGAAAGAGAACCAGCAACGAGACGGUUGACUCUCAAGCGCGAACCUCCAAGGAAGGGAACUCCGGUGUUUUGAAGGACACACAGUUAGACUGCGAGAAAUCGUUUUUGCGAGGCCGUGUCUGUCGGCCCACUGCGACUUUUGGCGUCCAAGCCGCGAGUGCUCGCAACCAGUUGUGCCACGAACGUGGACAGGGCUCUGCAAGUCGUGACGGAGACUUUGACCCGACCCGUCCCUUUUCUGGCAUUCCUGGUCGUCCUGCGCAAGUGAACGAGGAUGACGUUCGGCUCCGAGCAGGCGUGGUGCCUCAGGGCUCGACAGGCGCAUGCGUGGCUUGGCCACGCGGCGGCAGAAGAUCUGUCGCUCAGCCGGUUGCUUGGCCCGAGGCAUGUGACACACGCACAGGCGCGGCAAGGCUCUCUGGACCCUAUGGAGGCGCCGUGAAGCGCACCGCCGCGGACAGCUUGGCGUUCUUAGACACCGAAAGCACCCAGACGCCAUCAGCCUCGUCGGCAAGCCCCCAUCUGUCUGAGGCCGACGCAAAGCGGGCGUCGUUGUCGUGCGGUGGCAACGUGCCUUCCACCGCGGUUGAUGAAGCGGCGACCUUCGAGAAGGCGAAAAAUGCUGAUGACACAUCAGCAAAUUUGAGAGAGAAAGCGGGGGUCCAUGGAAUCCUAAAGGACAUCUGGCCAAUCAUCAGCGUGUGCUUCCAGCUCGUUGGCGGGAGGCGAAGCCGGCGUCAGGUCAGCGAAAUGCAUCCCAAGGAGAAACAGGAAGAGGAGUACACGAAGAGGUUGACGGCAUGCAUUCACUUGCUGGUAUACACGUCUGUCGGGAGCGAUCAGCCGCCACAUAAGAAGCGGCGCACACGGCAGACCCACAGCAUCCCGGCAGGCAGCAGGAAAACCGCGCUCCAUGCCUUCGCAAAACUGGAGAGUCCUGUUCCCUCAAUGCUCAGUGAAUCUCCGUCUCCCCACAUACUCCUUUUUCGGGCGGGCGUUGCGCCGCCGGUCAGUCAUGCGUGCGACUGGCCCAUCGAGCCUCCGAAGGAUGGCGACUCCCAUAGCGGCAUCGCCCCCUGUGGGGACUAG
Molecule: messenger RNA, 1272 nt
Organism: Neospora caninum
Lineage: Eukaryota; Apicomplexa; Conoidasida; Eucoccidiorida; Sarcocystidae
Exons: 4
Coding region: 1-1272 (423 amino acids)
Source: RefSeq, a predicted model, not a curated record